Messenger RNA from Cuculus canorus (common cuckoo), 2572 nucleotides. RefSeq names its product chromosome 2 C8orf82 homolog (gene C2H8orf82). The transcript is spliced from 3 exons. The record is from RefSeq and is a predicted model, not a curated record. NCBI's taxonomy places the organism in Eukaryota, Metazoa, Chordata, Aves, Cuculiformes, Cuculidae. The coding region runs from base 61 to 720 and encodes 219 amino acids.
CGCCGUCGGACCGUCCCGGGCGGUUCCGGUGCCCGUUGUUGCCGGUGCCGUUCCGGCGCGAUGCGGGUGGUGGCGGCGGCGCUGCGGGCCGGGGCGGGCGGCGGUACCCGGUACCGGCAGGGGCAGCGCCCGGGGCUCCGGGACCGCGAGUAUUUCUAUUACAUCGACCACCAGGGGCAGCUUUUCCUGGACGACACCAAAGUCAAGAACUUCAUCACCUGCUUCAAAGACGUGGCGUUCCUCGCCUUCUUCUUCAAGCAGUUGGAACGGAACCGGAGCGGGCGUUACGAGGCGGAAUUCCCAUUCCUUUCACCAUGCGGACGGGAGCGGAAUUUCCUUCGGUGCGAUGACCGCCCCAUCGUUUUCACCCACCUCUUGCCGGGCUCCGGCAAAAACCGCCUCCUCUCUUUUUGCGGAGCCGGCGAGCGCCUGGUGGUACCUUUCCAACCGGAGAAAUUGGUGGUGAUGCCGGAAAACGGGCGGCUCUAUCAUCCGGCACCAGCUAAAGCCGGCGGCGUUGGGUUGGUGCGCUCGGCGUUGGCGUUAGAAUGGAGCUCCGGCUUCGAGUACGGUGAAGGCGCGGCACAACAUCCAACCCAUUUCCAUUGGGAAGGUCAACGUUACCGGCUCACCGAGGAGUUGCUUCCAUUGUUGCGUGCUGGAGGAGAGGGAUCCGCCGAGGAAUUGCCGGUUGUCCCAGUCACCACGGGCCAGGGUUGAGUUGGGGACCUCCCGGGCGUUGCCGGCAUCUCAAUGCGUGGUGAGAUCCGUGAACAAAGAGGUUGAACCGUGUGGCUGUGGUAUUUCCUUGGGUAACGGGAUUUGGGGGGACCACGGUGAUGGUGUCCACCGGGAUUCUGCUCCCUCGGCACCGGGGAUUUAUUAACCAACCUCCAGGCAUUAAUUAAUCAUAGAAUCACCAGGUUGGAAAAGAUCUCCGGGAUCAUCAAGUCCAACCAUCCCUAUCAACCACUAAACCACAGCCCUGAGGACCUCAUCUACCCAUCUUUUAAACCCCUCCAUGGAAGGUGACUCCACCACCUCCCUGGGCAGUUCCAGUGCCUGAUGACCCUUUGGGUGAAGAAGUUUUUCCUGAUGGCCAACCUGAACCUCCCCUGGUGGAGCUUGAGGCCGUUCCCCCUUGUCCUAUCACCUGGGAGAAGAGCCCCACCACCCUCCUCACCACAACCUCCUUCCAGGUAGUUGUAGAGAGCACUAAGGUCUCCCCUCCUCAAGGCUAAACCACCCCAGGUCCCUCAGCUGCUCCUCACAACCCUUGUUCUCCAGCCCCUUCACCACCUUCAUUGCUCUUCUCUGGACACUCUCCAGCCCCACAAGGUCCUUCUUGGACCGACGGGCCCAGAAUUGAAUGCAGGAUUUGAGGUGUGGCCUCACCAGGGGCACAAUCCCCUCCCUGGUCCUGCUGGCCACACCGUUUCUGACCCAAAUCAAGAUACCAUUGGCCUUCUUGGCCACCUGGGCCACUUCUGGCUCGUGUUUGGUCGCUGUCAACCAACACCCUCAGGUCCUUCUCCAUGGGGCAGCUUUCCAGCGGCUCCUCCCCAAGGUUGGAGCUAUACGAGGUUGGUGUGUCCCAAGUGCAGGACCCGGCCUUUGGCCUUGGUGAACGUCAUCCCACCGGUCUCAACCCAUCGGUUGAGCCUGUUCGGAUCCCCUUUGGAGAACCUCAACACCCUCAAGGACAUCAACACCUUCUCCCAGCUUAGUGUCACCUGUGAACUUGCCAAGAGUCCGUUCAAUGCCUUCAUCCAGGACAGUGAUGAAGACAUUGACCAGGAUUGGACCCAGCACUGAGCCAUGGUGGACACCACUUGUGACCGGCCUCCAGCUGGAGUUGACUCCAUUGACCACACUCUUUGGGCUGGACCAUCCAACCAGCUUUUUUCCAGGGGGAGGAAACGCUGGAUUUGAGGAGAAAACACGAGAUCUAGGGGAGGAAACGUCAGGUUUUGGAGAAGAAACAUGGAAUUUUAGGGAGAAAACAAAAAAAUAAGGGAGGAAAAAAUGGAUUUGGGGAAGAAACAUGGAAUUUGGGGACAAAACACCAAGUUUUGGGGAGGAAGCGCCAAAUUUGAGGAAUAAAAUGCCAAAUUUGAGGAAUAAAAUGCCAAAUUUUAGGGAGGAAAUGUGGAAUUUGAGGAGGAAACAUCAAGUUUGGGGAAGGAAACGUGGAAUUUUGGGGAGGAAACACCAACUGUGGGGAGGAAACACCAUAUUUGGAGGAGGAAUUGCUGAAUUUUGGAAGGAACCGUUGAUAACGGUAGAUUUGGGGAGAAAAUGCAGCUCUGGGGGAGAAAACGUCGGGUUUUGGAGAGGAAACACUGAAUUUUAGGGAGGAAUGAAAAAAAUAAGGGAGAAAACAUGGAAUUUGGGGGAGGAAACGCCAAGUUUUGGGAGGAAGCACCACAUUUGGGGAAUAAAAUGCCUAAGUUUGGGGAGGAAACACUAAAUUUGGGGAGGAAACACUAAAUAUUGCGAGGAAGCACCAAAUUUGGGGGAGGAAAUACCAGAUUUUGGGGCAGAAACACCGAGUUUGGGGGAAGAAACAGAA